AUCUCAUUCACUGGUCAACCUACCUGAUCCAUCACUGUACCUCUCCCUUCCGCCAGGUAAUCGCCGCCAUGAAUCGUCUCCAUCUCCGGUGAUAUUUUCAGCAUCCAUUUUCGUUUUUGCGAGAUCGUGGAGAUUAGGGUGUCAAAGAGCAUCAGGCUAUAAUGCUUCCGUUGCCCGUCGAAGUUAUUUUGCUUCCUCUCGUUCCGUCUCUAGCUCUUUUUCAUGAUGGUUUGGGUUCCCGUCGUCUGAAACAUCUCCAAAAGGGCGAUCGGCGUGGUAAUCUUAGUUAACAUUAGGAUCCCUUUCGAUUAGUAUUUUCCGUUUCCCCGUAUUAGGCUUCUUCUCGCAGGAGACUAGAAUCGCUUGGCGUUUUGAUCGAUCGCUAACAGCUGCCUGUCUGGAACUUUCAGUUGCAUUUGUGAUUGUCCUAAGAGAAGUUCAUUUGUUGCAGGCGCUGACUUUCCUAAUGGACCAAUACCCCCGAGAUGCUGAUGACCUCAGUGACACAAAACAGGGUAUACUUUGUAGUUAUGUAAAUGAAGAUGAUGAUGAAUCUGACAGCGGUGACACUAGUGAUGUUGAGGAGUUCUGCGAAGAACUUAAAGGACAGGAGACUAAACCUGGACAGAAAUGCGAUGCUUCUUCUGAAGAAGUUGAUGAGGAUCUUGGACAUGCUCUGCGGAUAAUUUUCGGAGAGGAACCUCUUUUUCCUGUAAUUUUUUUAUAUUAUUGAUUCAGCUUUGUGUAUUCUACCACUCAGAAAUUAAGGCUUUGAUUGGUUUUAGCUUCUUUGGAUCUUUUUAGGUUGGGGAUGCAGGUUGUGGGUUUUGUUUGUGGUAAAUGUUUUUCAAGGUUUAUUUUUCAGUGAAGAGAAUUUGCUUCUUUUCUGUUCUUCUUUCUUACUCUGUUUCUUUCUUUGUGCUUUAUUAGAUUCCUCCAAACGUGGUGUCUGCCAUGAAAGGUAGUCGUGAGAAACAAGGGAUAUUGCCCAAGAAGCUGACGGUUACAUGGGCCCCUGAUGUUUAUGAUCCUGUGCCAACAAAAGUACUGCCAGCUAGAGGCAAGAAGCAGCAGAAGUCCAAGAAGAAGAGCAAUGAAAACAAGAAGAAAAAUGGAAAGAAGGGGAAGAAGGGCAGCAACUCCUCUCGGUGUGUUGGUGGUGGCAGCAGCUGCGACAAAAAACAGCUCCGAAGGGUUGGUGUGAGUUUUGGUCGCUGUUAUAAAUCACUGGAUGCCCAUGAUACAUUGGUAAACUCCCCUGAUGGCAUUGAGGAUUUUAAAGUUGGUAGUCCUGAUCCCCACUGUGGAAGCAGCUUUCUUAAAAAUUCACACACAAAGAUGCACUACCCCGUUGCAGAAGCUCUGUGAGUUCAUUAUCCUGUCCACAUCAUGAAGAAAGGCAUAGUCCUCCUAGUAUUGUGGAUAAAUAAUUAGAGUGUCUUGUGCAACCUUUAGUUGUCUACUCUGAUGGCUUUAAAACCUUUUUUGUUGACAUGCUUUUAUUCAUUUGCAGCAUCUGAAUUUGGCCUUGUAAAUUAAAUAUUGAAAUGGUGUUUUAUAGUUGGAAACAGUUUAAUCUGUGAAAUAAUAAACUCAUUGAAUAUUA
This is a messenger RNA of Rubroshorea leprosula, 1606 nucleotides long. Lineage: Eukaryota; Viridiplantae; Streptophyta; Magnoliopsida; Malvales; Dipterocarpaceae. The record is from the annotation of a GenBank genome assembly.